CUGUCAGACUGAAAUGAGAAGUCUGUACUGAAGGAGUGAAGGAUCAGUCUAUAUUUCCUCUGAGACGCUGAAGACUGCUGAAUGGUUAAGCAGGAGCAGCUCUGAGAUGUUCUUCAUGCUCUUAUUCCUCAUUGGGAUCCUGCUUGGUCAAGUUCAGGGUUGGUCUGAACCGCGGAUCAGACUGAGCUCUGGUGCUCUAGCCGGCACAGAUGUGAUCCUGGAAUCCGGAUCUCCUCUUCAGCUGGUCUGUGAGGGCGACGGUCCAGUGACGUUUCUUCCCCGUCUGGCCAAACACAAGCGCUACAUUUCCAAAGAAGUGGGGAAAAUACGCAGUUUCCGCGUGGAAAAGACAACGGUGGACUUCACAGGAACAUACAAGUGCGUCUAUAUGAAUGGAAAUGAUUCAAACUUGUCGUCUUCGGUUCAUGUGUUUGUCCGGGACUCUCGAGUUCUCUUUGUUUCUCCGAGUACGUCUCUGCGAUAUGUGCGGAAAGAAGGUGAAGAUCUGUUGCUCCCGUGUCUUCUGACCGACCCGGAGGCCACAGACUUCACAUUUCGCAUGGACAACGGUUCAGCAGCGCCCUACGGCAUGAACAUCACCUACGACCCCAGAAAAGGUGUCCUGAUCCGCAACGUUCAUCCUGGAUUUAACGCAGACUACAUUUGCUGCGCUAGAAUCGGAGGUGCAGAGAAAGUGUCAAAGAUAUUCUCGAUAAACAUCAUUCAAAGGUUACGUUUUCCACCGUAUGUGUACCUGAAGAGGAACGAGUAUGUAAAACUGGUUGGGGAGAGACUUCAGAUCAGCUGUACGACAAAUAAUCCAAACUUUUACUACAACGUCACAUGGACACACUCCUCAAGAAUGCUGCCCAAAGCAGAGGAGAAAUCAACAAUGGAGGGCGACCGUUUAGCCAUCGAGAGCAUCCUGACCAUCCCGUCUGUUCAGCUGUCGCACACUGGGAACAUCACCUGUACGGGUCAGAACGAAGCUGGGGCUAACAGCUCCACCACACAUCUGCUGGUCGUAGAGGAGCCGUACAUUCGACUGUCGCCAAAGCUCUCUUCUAAACUCACACACCGCGGUCUGUCCAUCGAGGUGAGCGAAGGAGACGAUGUGGAUCUCGGGGUUUUGAUCGAAGCGUAUCCUCCUCUGACUUCACACAAGUGGGAGACGCCCACAUCCCAUAAUGCCUCACUUCCAGAGAACAGGUUUUUCAACCAUAACGACAGGUACGAGGCGCUGCUGUUACUCAAGAGACUGAACUUCGAGGAGAUCGGCCAAUACACGCUUAAUGUCAAGAACAGCAUGAAAAGUGCCUCCAUCACUUUUGAUAUUAAAAUGUACACGAAGCCUGUUGCGAGGGUGAAAUGGGAAAACGUCACCACUCUGUCCUGUCGAUCUUAUGGAUAUCCGGCUCCCAGCAUCCUCUGGUACCAAUGCACAGGAAUCAGAACCACCUGUCCCGAAAACACCACAGAUCUGCAGCCGAUCCAGACGCAGACAGUGGAGUUCCAGAAGGAAAGUUUCGGGGCUGUCGGUGUGGAAAGCGUCCUGACCGUGGGCCCCAACCGCAGGAUGACCGUCGUCUGUGUGGCCUUUAACCUGGUCGGUCAAGGCAGUGACACCUUCUCCAUGGAGGUCUCUGAUCAAAUCUUCACCAGUGCCAUGUGCGGCUCGACGGUGGCGAUGGUGGUGCUCGGGCUGCUGCUUAUCUUCAUGAUCUACAAGUAUAAACAGAAGCCCAGAUAUGAGAUCCGCUGGAAAAUCAUCGAAGCCACAAAUGGAAACAACUACACCUUCAUCGACCCCACACAGCUGCCGUACAACGAGAAAUGGGAGUUUCCUCGAGACAAACUCAAACUCGGGAAGACUCUUGGUGCUGGUGCGUUUGGGAAGGUGGUGGAGGCCACAGCUUACGGUCUGGGCAAAGAGGACAACAUCACACGAGUGGCUGUGAAAAUGCUCAAAGCCAGUGCUCAUCCUGAUGAACGUGAGGCUCUGAUGUCUGAGCUGAAAAUCCUCAGUCACCUCGGCCAGCAUAAGAACAUCGUCAACCUGCUGGGUGCCUGCACACAUGGAGGGCCUGUGCUGGUCAUCACGGAGUACUGUUGUCAUGGCGACCUGCUGAACUUCCUGCGCAGCAAAGCGGAAAACUUCCUGAACUUCGUCAUGACCAUACCCAACUUUCCAGAACCCAUGACGGAUUAUAAGAACGUCAGCACCGAGCGAAUGUUUGUCAGGAGUGACAGUGGGAUUUCCAGCACAUGCUCUGAUCACUAUCUGGACAUGAGACCAGUCACAUCCAGACCAACAAACUCAGCUCUGGAUUCUUCGUCGGAGUGUCAGGAGGACUCGUGGCCGCUGGACAUGGAUGAUUUACUCAGAUUCUCCUCUCAGGUGGCGCAGGGACUGGACUUCCUCGCUGCUAAAAAUUGCAUCCACCGAGACGUGGCGGCCAGAAACGUUCUGCUCACCAACAGCCGAGUGGCCAAAAUCUGUGACUUCGGACUGGCUCGAGACAUCAUGAACGACUCCAACUACGUAGUCAAAGGAAACGCUCGUCUCCCAGUGAAGUGGAUGGCUCCAGAGAGCAUUUUCGAGUGUGUUUAUACGGUUCAGAGUGACGUCUGGUCUUACGGGAUCAUGCUGUGGGAGAUUUUCUCACUGGGAAAGAGUCCGUAUCCAAACAUCCUGGUGGACUCAAAGUUUUACAAAAUGAUCAAGUGUGGCUAUCAGAUGUCCAGACCUGACUUCGCUCCUCCAGAGAUGUACACGAUCAUGAAGAUGUGCUGGAACCUGGACGCCGCUGAGAGACCCACAUUCAGCAAGAUCAGCCAGAUGAUCCAGAGGAUGCUGGGAGAAACAUCCGAGCAACAGGACACUCAGGAGUACAAGAACAUCCCGACUGAAGCUGAAGCCGAGCAGCAGCUGGAGUCAUGUGACCCCGUGAAGCAUGAAGACGAGUCAUUCGAGACAUCAUGUGACCAGGAAGAAGAGGACCAGCCGCUCAUGAAGCCCAACAACUACCAGUUCUGUUGAGCGUCUAGAACUAAUCAACCAAGUAACUAACAGCACAACAGCUGCAGACACACACGUAAAGCCAGCAUUCGUUCUGUCUGUCCUCGUAUACACUCACUGGGUGAUUUCACAUGCUGGUUCUGGGUGAUUUAUAUCUCGUAAACAGUCCUGAAGAAGUCUUUUCAACUCUAGUAUUCCUUGUUUUCCAGUACAAAUAUCUAAAUGUUCUCAAAUCAAGAGAUAUUUACUGUAAUGAGUCAAAUCAAUUCAUGAAAUCUUAUUUUAAUAAGAAGUAUUUUAACAUUUUACACAAGAAGUCUUGUGUUUUUUAAUUCAAUGUAUUUUCUGACACCAUCGGCUUGAAUUUUCCAGAUUAAUUAAGGUAACACUUUCAUUUAAGAACCAAUUCCCAGUAUUAACUACGGCCUUAUUACCAGCUUAUUAAUGAAAUAUUGGCUGUUUAUUAGUACUUAUAAAGUAUGAUCUUAUUGUACAUCUGUAAUCCUGCCCAGUCUAAACCCAACUUUAAUCAUUAUUAACUGGCAGCAAAUAAGGAGUUUAUUGAGCUAAGUCUGAAUAG
Messenger RNA from Danio rerio (zebrafish), 3599 nucleotides. RefSeq names its product colony stimulating factor 1 receptor, a (gene csf1ra). Gene Ontology annotation, molecular function: ATP binding; kinase activity; nucleotide binding. The record is from RefSeq and is marked provisional. Gene Ontology annotation, biological process: melanocyte differentiation; macrophage colony-stimulating factor signaling pathway; regulation of macrophage migration. Gene Ontology annotation, cellular component: plasma membrane; membrane. NCBI's taxonomy places the organism in Eukaryota, Metazoa, Chordata, Actinopteri, Cypriniformes, Danionidae.